AUGACGGACGGGGUCGAAGACAGUGAAGAAAUUGCUGCCCUGGAGAAGGCGUUGGUCGAUGAAACCAUGGAUCCAGUUGAUAUACCUUUCUCCCUUCUCAAGUCCAUCACAGGAAAUUUCUCGGAAGCUCAAGAGAUCGGCAGGGGCGGGUUCGGAGUGGUCUACAAGGGAGUGCUUCCAAGUGGUCGCACCGUCGCCGUGAAGCAGCUCUUCGAAAGGUACGAGAUCCUCGACAAGACUUUCGAUAGCGAGAUUGACUGUCUUGCGGGCCUCAAGCACAAGAAUACGGUGCGAUUUCUUGGGUAUUCCUCCGAGACGCAGUAUUUACGAAGGCUGUGCGACGGGAAGCUUCAGUGGGUAGCCAAGCGGCAGAGGCUGCUCUGCUUUGAGUACCUGCCCAAAGGGUGUCUUGCUGGCUAUCUCUCCGCUCGAUAUGCUUCGGACCUCAAACCUCAGAAUGUACUAUUGGAUGAUAACAUGAUUCCCAAAAUUGCGGAUUUUGGACUAUCGCGACACUUAAGUGAAAGCCAGAGUCGGGAUAUCACUGAAAACAAGUUUGGGACAAUGGGAUAUAUGGCACCAGAAUUCUUUAAUAAGGGAGAAAUCACCUUCAAGACAGACGUAUAUAGUUUGGGUGCUAUAAUAAUGGAUAUUCUUAUGGGACAAAAGGAAUGCUCCGAUGUUAAGGAGGUAGUUGAAAGUUGGACGGACAAGUUUGGGACAUCAAAGAGUCAUACAUCACUGGAAGAAGUAAAGUUAUGUGCUGAGAUAGGGAUAAAAUGCAGGAACUAUGACCCCCGGAACAGGCCUGCUACAUGGUCUAUCAUCCAUGGAAUACUAGAUGAAGCGGAAAUUUCGAACUGGUCUGUUACAAGUGAUGUAGCUACCUCUACAGAAGGGCAGAUAAGACUUGCCUCCAAGCGGAUGGAUGAGCUGAAGUUGAUGGAUGAUUCUGCUACACCAUCCCAGCAGCAACCAUCAACGCUGGAAGUGGAGCAGGAGGGUGGCAAAGCGAGCCAAGAGAGGAAGAGGAAGGCAUCAACCAUAAGCUUCUCCAAGAUGGCGGAUGAGCUGAGAUUGAUGGGCGAUUCUGCUGCACCAUCCCAACUGCAACCUUCGGCACUGGAGGUUGAACAGGAGGAUGGCAAAACAAGCUUCUCCGGGUUGGUGGAUGAACUAAAGUUGAUGGAUGAUUAUGUUGCACCAUUCCAACUGCAACCAUCCUCACUGGAGGUGGAGCAGGAGGAUGGCAUAGUGAGCCAACAGAAGAAGAGGAGGGCAUCAACUAUGAGUUUGGCGACCAGGGUGAUGAGCACCCUUAGUGGCAAGCUUACCACUUUCAUCAACGAUGAGUACAAUAAGCGCAAAGAGGUAAGGAAGCAGGCGUCGUUCCUUAAGAAGGAGUUGAGCGCCAUACACGCUGCUCUUGAGCUGCCGGAGCUCAUGAAUGAGCUUGCUCCAGGUGUAAAAAUUUGGAGGGAUGAUCUCAGAGAGAUUUCCUACGACAUGGAAAAUUGCAUUGAUGACUUCAUCCGCCAAUUCGGGGGUGAGGAUGUUGAGGUAGGCUUUUUCUGGGAGGCUGCUGAACUUCACAAAAGGUUGUGCGAGCUUCAUCAAAUUUCCAACCAGAUGGAAGAGCUUAGGACUCUUGCGGUAGAAGCAAAUGCUCGACGUGAGAGUUACAAGAUUGAUGAUUGCAAGCCUAGCUUUGGCCCUGUGGCUGUCGACACUCGUUUGCGAGCGGUCUACCAGGAGGCGGCCAACCUUGUGGGCAUUGAAGGCCCUAGAGAAGAGGUUAUCAGUUGGUUGAUGAAUACUCAGAAAAAACUAAAGGUUGUGUCCGUUGUUGGUUUUGGAGGCCUGGGUAAAACUACACUUGCCAAACAGGUGUUUGACAAAAUCAAAGGGCAUUUUGAUUGUGUGGCAUUAUUUUCAGUUUCACAGAGGCCUGAUUUGAGAGUGCUUCUCAAUCGCCUACAACUGAAACUUGGGAUAAGUGUCUCUUCUCACGAUUACGGGUUUGACGACAUCAUUGAAGAGCUAAAGAAGUAUCUCACAGAUAAAAGGUACCUUAUUGUAGUUGAUGACUUGUGGGAUCAAUCAGCAUGGAAUACUAUUAGUUGUGCUUUUCCAGAAAAUGGAAAUGGGAGUAGAAUAAUUGUAACCACACGAGUGGAAGAUGUGGCUGGCAUGGCCUGUCAUAAUGACCGUGAGUGCAUUUACACAAUGAAGCCCCUCAGUGAUGAGAACUCAAGAAUGUUAUUCUCCAAUAGAGUAUUUGGGUCUGAAGUUGUUUGUCCACCCCAUCUUAAAGAAGUUGCGGCUGAAAUUCUGAAGAAGUGUGGUGGUAUGCCGCUUGCAAUUGUCACUAUAGCUAGCCUACUAGCUACUCAAGUGAGAUCAAAGAAACACUGGGAGAGCAUAAGGAAAUCUCUGGGUGCCCAUUCUGCCACAAAUCCUUCAUUGAAAGAGAUGAAUAGUGUAUUAAACCUUAGCUACACACAUCUUCCUCUUCAUCUCCGGCCAUGUUUUCUGUACCUUGGUAUGUAUUCUGAGGAUCACAUCAUUCCACGGGAUUAUCUGGUUAAACAAUGGAUAUGUGAAGGCUUUGUCAGCAGUUUGCAUGGACCAGAUUUGGAGCAUGUCGGCAGGAGUUAUUUCAAUGAGCUUAUCAAUAGAAGCAUGAUUCAGCCGGCAGAAAAUGAUGAAAAUGAGUAUGGAGAGGUGUUGUGUUGCAGAGUACACGACAUGAUGCUUGAUUUGAUCCUAAGCAAGUGUGUAGAAGAUAAUUUUGUAAGUGUGGCAUACAAUUCUGAGGACAUGACAAGACUGCUGCAUCUCUGCAAAUACAAGGUUCGCCGAUUAUCCCUGUGCUUCAUGGCUGUUGGUGGAGCAACAUACGACACUGCUAUUUCUACUAGGCAGUCACAAGUUCGAUCAUUACUGUUCGAGAACACUAUACUCCCUCUUUUGUGGUUCAAGUACCUCAGGGUGCUAAUCAUUUUUAAUGAGGAGGAGGUAGUUGACCUCACCGCUGCUAGCCAAUUGUUUCUGCUUAGGUGUGUGAUGGUUAGAGCUUCGAAGAUAGAGCUCCCUAUUGAACUUGGUGAGCUUGUUUACUUGGAGACGCUGGACAUAUAUGAUUGUGAACUGAUAAAGAGCAUCCCUUCAGAUAUAGUUCAUUUGCCCCGCCUGUCCUGUCUAGUUCUUCCAGAUUGGACAGAGUUGCCUGAAGAAGUUGCUUUGGGGUUGCCAAAAGUUGAUGCUUUGGCUUGCUCCAUUGGAAAGCUUUAUAACCUUGAAUCUCUUGUAAUCUCUGGCGAUCAUUAUGAGCGUGAGGAUAGGCAGCAGCUUGGCUCAUUAUCCAAUCCUUUUCAACAUAUUGAGCGUCUUGAAUUGCCUUUUUGGCGGUUAUGGAGGGUUCCAAAAUGGUUGUGUGGUCUCCAUUGCCUGCGCUUCCUUGAGCUGUAUGUUGAAGGGACAUCAACUCAGGAUUUUCAUCUGCUUGGAGAGCUUCCCUCCCUCGCCCACCUCGAAUUCAAAGCAUGUGAAAUCCCUGAUGAAAGAGCUAUGUUAGGCACAGGGCUAUUCCCAGUUCUGGAGUUCCUAGAUAUCCGGUCUAGUAAAGACACUACAGCAUACCUAGGCUUCGAGGCAGGUGCUAUGCCCAGUUUACGAAGACUCUGGAUCGGUGCGUCUCACUGGGGUGGCACUGUACCAGUCGGCAUGGAGCACUUGUUACCCCUCCAGGAGAUCAAAGUGUAUGGAGUCUCCAAUACUAAGGAUACCAAGGACGCGUUCAAGGAGGCCUUGCUGUUGCACCCGAACCGCCCUUCGGUCAAAGUUCACGCUUCAUAG
Molecule: messenger RNA, 3858 nt
Organism: Triticum aestivum (bread wheat)
Lineage: Eukaryota; Viridiplantae; Streptophyta; Magnoliopsida; Poales; Poaceae
Product: disease resistance protein RGA5-like
Exons: 11
Coding region: 1-3858 (1285 amino acids)
Biological process (GO): protein phosphorylation
Molecular function (GO): protein kinase activity; ATP binding; ADP binding
Source: RefSeq, a predicted model, not a curated record